CGUAAUCUUCUUCUUCUUCUCCGCCUCCAAAUAAAUAAAUAAAUAUAAACUUUCUGGUUUCCCCAUAUUAAUCUCUUCCUUAAUCGUCUCUACCUACCAUUUUUGUCUUUUCACCUUCUUCUUGAUUCUUUUUUCCCCCCUUCUUUCAUCAAUCCACCUUUGUUCAUUGUCACAAAAAAGAUUGCCUUUUUUGCGACAACCCCAUUAUCUCAAUUUUUCACAUUUUUCUGAAGUUGUUGUUUGUACUAUUUAUUUUGAGAAAUUUUCAAGGUGGGUAAUUUACUUUCUGGGGUUGUUGCUGAUUUUGAUUUUUUCAAUGACAAUGAAUUUGGGGUUUCUUUAGUUAGGAAUCAAUCUAUGAUCUCUGCCAUUUCCAUCACUUUUUUAGGCGAUUGUUUUCGUCAAUCUUUCUCUGUGCUGUUUCUCUACCAUUUUUAUGAUUUUUCAUGAAUAGAAAUAAAUAUCCACUGAAAAAGUAUUUUUUUUCUAAAAAAAGAAAAAAUUGUUGAAGAAUAGACUUUUUUAUUUUAUUUGUGUUGGCACUCUUGAAAUCAUAGAUUUGGGGUACUGUUGAUUUAUAUUGGAGAGAAAAAAAAAUGUCACCUUUAAGGCAGAGUGCUAGUUCAUCUGCAUCAGAUGAUGAUCAAAGGUAUGCAGGAAUGGAUGAGAAGAAGAGGAAAAGGAUGAUUUCCAACAGGGAAUCUGCGAGGCGAUCGAGGAUGAAGAAGCAGAAGCUUCUGCAAGAUUUGACAGGGGAAGUGAGCAGAUUACAGGGUGCAAAUAAGAAUAUUGUGUCUAAGAUUGAUGAGACAACAGAAAGAUAUGCAAUUUGUGCGGCACAGAACAAUGUGUUGAGGGCACAAGCAAUGGAAUUGACUGAUAGGCUCAGGUAUUUAAAUGAUGUUAUUGACAGUACUGGUUUGGCUGCUGAUGUUGCUGAUCCUUUGUUGAAGCCAUUGCAGAAUCCUUGUGCAAUGCAGCCUAUUGCUUCAUCAGGAUUGUUUAAAUUUUAAUCGUUGUAAUGGCUUGUUUGGAUAGCGUUGCUUCCAUUAGUCUAUAUUCUAGUAGUUUCCUUGGAUGGUAAUGUCAUGUUAGUUAUGCCUUUGUUGGUUAUGUUUUAGUGUCUGCUUACUCUUUUUUAACCAUGUAAAUACCAAGAAUUAGCUUGGAGUUGUUGAAUCGGAUGUUUGUAUCUU
This is a messenger RNA of Solanum lycopersicum (tomato), 1196 nucleotides long. It is a transcript of the gene abz1, whose product is annotated as anaerobic basic leucine zipper protein. Gene Ontology annotation, cellular component: nucleus. Gene Ontology annotation, biological process: positive regulation of DNA-templated transcription. Lineage: Eukaryota; Viridiplantae; Streptophyta; Magnoliopsida; Solanales; Solanaceae. The record is from RefSeq and is marked validated. Gene Ontology annotation, molecular function: DNA-binding transcription factor activity; transcription cis-regulatory region binding.